AUGAUUGCGGUACGGUACGGAGAUGGGGCCACCAUUACCUGAAAACUGAAAAGUAUGAGCUGUAACUUCAAACACAUGAUAAGUGAGCAUGAAUGAACGAAAUAAACGAAAAAAAUCCGAGGCCAGUCCUUUGUGCAAAAAGCAGCGAUCAAACAAAAAACGGUUUCAAUAUUUAUUGGCCACCCUGUAGUAGCUACUUCAGUGUCCUCUCCAAGUAGCCCUUCAGGAUCUUCUUAAGGAGCUAAAAAUGUUUUCCGGUCUGAAAAAAAAAUUUUCUUGAACUUUCUCGACUUACAUUAAGAAAAUUACCAUAAGAGUUUUUUUUUUUUAGCUUAUGGAUUUUGCAGUCUUUUCUCCAUGCUGAAAAAUUCGUUGGAGUUGUGAAUUUUUGGGCUGCUAAAUUGAUUUUUUUUUUUGCAAAAUAGAUCACGGUAUGAACGAUUUUACUGUCUUGGCCCUUGGUUAUAGCCCAUCCAGCGCCAGCCUAUCAUAUAUGUUUUCCAUCGGGCUCCAAAAACCUUCCCUUCGAAAGGUGCAGCCUGUCUAUUAGCAUGCGCCUUUAAAAUAACGGAAAUUUUGAAAAGCACAAAAAGACGUGACAUGCGCGAAAUUUGCUACAAAAUUUUUUUUUAUUUCGAAAAAGAAGUCUAAACCAUGUUUCGCUGGCCAUUCGUCUUUUAAAUAAGAGAAAAAAUUGACCUGAAUUUUUGAAGAAAUACCCGGAAUACACUUAUCAAGAGUGCAUCAGUUCCUACGGAAAGCCGCCGACAAUCAUUCCGCAGACCCAUAUGCCGUUUUACUACGGAUCUCUGAUUGAUCGACUUCUUCCGGUUGGUUUAAUCAGAGUUUAUAAAAAAACAAUAAUAAUGAUUCAUUUCUCGUUAACUUUUUAAAAAAAUAAGUAAUUGGACUGAAGAGAGGGGAAAAACUAACAAAAGAGAUCAAUUUAUUUUUUGGUUGCGAGUUCCCUUAAAAUUGGCCGAAACUCUUUUUUAUGUACUAAAAUAAGAUCCUGGAAGAUAAAACUUGCAGAAAUUCCUAGUUUUUGAACAAGGGCUCAAAAAUAGCUCAUUUUUACGGGAUUUGAGGGUUUUCUUCCACUUUGAGGCGGUCUUUCCCAAAAACUAGGAAGUUGUGCAGAUUGAGACUUUAAGAGCCUUCUUUUGGUAUAUCAAUAACGGCUGUUUUUUCGGAAACCGUAAAGUAGUUCUAUUUUCUUUUAUAAAAAUUUUUUCAAUGUGAAAGAAUUUUCCCCUAGGAAUUUUUAUGGAAUUUCGGGAAUGAAGUAGGAAGGAACGUAUAUACCGUAUGUUUCUUGCUUCAGAUAACCGACUACAUCAUUUGCCGGGCCCUGGAACUUCCUCUGGUCGAUACCGCCUGUCAAAGAUUGAUCCAGUCCUUGGCACCGCUUUACAAAUAUCAUCGUGAGUCCAACUAUAUAUUUUAUAUUUGUUCGUUUUUUCGGCAAUUUACGAAUCAAUUUAGCCCUAUAUUUAAGUUUUUCUCAAACAAGACGAGCUGACUAUGUCGGAAUUUCUUGAUCCCUGAAACGGGGUCACUUUUCAGGUUUAGGUCACAAAAAAUCUAUUAAUAAAAAAUGGAGCUGCCGACAUACUUAGCAACGCUAUAGUAGUCCCUAGAAAAGCAAUGUUAGAGGUACUUCAACCUUCAUCUUACCUUCCCCGAUAGGGACCACUAAAGCUUCAGAAGCUUAGAGGGCAGACCCGACACCCCAAUAGAGACCACCUUAGUUUUAUCCCUCCAGGGAGCACUAUUUUGUACCCUAGGGGCUGUUUUUUUCCCUAAACCCCUAUAGGGGUCAAUUUGAAGUUCCUCAGUAUGCUUGGACAGUUCAGCGAAAAAGUUCAACUCGAAAAAGAACCUCAAAAAAAAUAGCUUUUCGGGUAGAACUCGAAAAAAAAAGCUUCAUUGAUAACGGCCUUGAAGGUUUAUUUCUCUUUUUUUUAUAUAUUCGCGAAAAUUCAAGGCUUUUUACAAAUUUUUGCUUUUUUAGUUUUCCUCUGUAUUUUAUUUUUUCAUCUUCAGCCACUCCGCUAACGUUCACUUACACGGUUUUGUACUACCUGAAUGACCAUAUGAAGAAGCCUCUUUCCAAAACUUUUGUCCUGACGAUGCGACGGCAUGGUUUGUUUUCUUUUUAAAAUAUUCCAUUCAUCAUCUUUUUGCAGUAGAAGACAUGCAUCUGACGGAGGCUUUCGAGAAGUACAACCAUCAGCGGGAUUCGCUGGAAUCCCUUUUCAUCGAGCUCGUUGAUCGGAUCGCCCUCAGCUUGGACUUUGUCUUGUCGUCCGUUUUUUCUGUCUCAAAAUUAUUACUCUUCGAAAACAAUUUCGUUCCGGAUUUUUGUGGUCUUCCAACCUCUUUUUAGAACCUCUUGAACCUUUUCCAUUGAAAAUCCGUAAAAUUUCGGAAUUAGGAACUGGAAAAAAAAGUAUAUAAUUUAUAGAUAUUUCCAUAAAGUCGAAUCCGAUUCUCAAAAAAAUUUUUGAGGUCAAAUAAGGAAAAAUUUUUAAUCUACUGUAUAAAAUCUUUCUUAAGAAUUUUUAGACUUUAUAAAGCUCUAGCAAAAUUUUUUUGCUGGGAAAAACUUUUUUCCCUGAGGUCAAUGAUUGAAAAUUGAGUCUAUAGGAUAGAAUUUUUCUUUAAAAGUUGAAAAUCCCCUAACACGUGUAAGAAAGCUCUUGUAAUUUUUGUAGAAGCCAAAUAUAUGUUUUUCUCAAUAAGUGUUUGAUUAUUUUUGGAUAUUCAGACCCCCGCCAUUCGUUGCGCAAGACUGGAAAACGGCUGAAUUUUCUCCGGGAGCCCAGACAAUUUAUUUGGCCUGUAUCGAGAUUAUGGCCUCGCCUCAUCCGCCUGAGGUGAAUUUUAGGAAUAGAAGUUUCUGAAAAACUUUAUCCUUCAUUUGACCUUAUUGAUCAAACAAAAAAUUUAAAAAGAUAAUAUCUUUUUUCGUCUUCUCUCAAGUAAUUAACGUAUUUGGAAACCCUGAGACCGAUCGGAAGAUUUUGUGAAAUAUUGAUUCAAAGAUGAAAUUGAUUCCACGAGAACGCGACACACUUCAAAAAAAAAAUAGACGGGAAUAAUAGGCUAGAAAAAAAGUUUACUUAAUUUUAAAAAAAGAAAAAUUUUGCACAGGCGAUCGUCUCGGCAAUGAUCAACAUGCUGAUGGUGAAGCCUCAACAGAGGCCCUACAACGUGAUAAAUAUCCUGGCCCUUCUUCUGACCGCCCUUCCCGACGUCUAUGGAAACGUCCUUCAUGACGAGUUCAUCGCUGUGGUCGACCGGUCUUUGGCCAAAAGUUUAUCUUAAUUUCUCAAGUUCGCGGUCGUUUUAGUUUGGGUGCUACGACAAGAACGUUUUUUUUAUUGAAUUGAACUACAUUAGGCAGUUAAAUUGCGUCAACUUUCCAUUCUUUUUACGCCUUUGUACCGCUUGAGCCCAAUUCGAUUUGCCAAGGUCCGGCCCUGAUAUCAGAGAUGAUCAAAAGAAUGUCUCUAGAGACAUAUCUGUUCUUUUUUUUUUGACGGUCUUGGUUUUCCACUGCUAAGAUUUCUUGAACCACUUGGUUACGUCGCGGCGGGGAUCGAACUCGUGACCCUUCAGAGACAAGCAAACAACCUGUUGCGCUACGGCGCGACAUCCAGUCUGACUUGUUGAAAAAUAAAUUCAAAAGCAGAGAAGCUGUUUGAAAAAAUCGCUGUUGUAGUAGCAUCUUACUUCGUGCUUCGUGCAAUUUUUCGAAAAUUAGUCAGUUUUCUCUUACAAGGAACUCUUUUUUAGCCUCGUUUGAACUUUUCUCGGCUUGAUGUAACUCGGCUGUGUUUGAAGAGUAUUCUGACAAUUUUUCUAAAAUUCAAGUGAAAGGAAUUCGAAAAAAUAAAAUUGACUUUUCACCGUACCUGAUGACCUUCAGACCACACCUUCGAAGAGAUCGUCUUCGACACGUUCGAAGAGGCUCAACUCCUUCAUCUGACCUCGCGUCCCUUGAUCAUCAACGCCUUGUCUCAGGCCUACUGGACCCACUGCAAAUGGGUCCGUUUUUGAGAAAUUCCCUCAAUUUCAAAAUAGAAGUUAUUGAGGCUUUUUUUUUUCGAAAAAUGACCUUAUGACGGUUUAUGAGAGUCUUUUUUCAGAUAACUCUUGAAAAGUUCACCUGCGACCUUGCACCAAAGAUCUUGGACCGUGUCCAGACUGAAAACGAUUUGUGGUUAGUCCGAUUAGUUUUUCGCAGAGGGAAAAAUUUCAAUUGGAAAAUCUACUGUAAAAGUCAUUUUAUAGUUACUCGGAUCACGUUAAAAAAUCAUUCGGAUGGCCGGAGUUUGAAGGGAUUUUUUUUUGAUCCAAAACCUCGGAAAUUGAAAUUGGAGAGGAACUCAAUGAGAAAGUAUUAUUACUUCGUUUUCUUUUUUCUUUUUUUAGUUAAAAAGUUGAGCUGCAUUUUCAUUUCUCAUUUUUCCAAAUAAAUUUCAAGGUACGCUCUUCGACUGUUGGUUCCAUUGCUGCAACGGUGUUACGAAUGGCCGAAAGAAAAAACGAGGCAUUUGACUGAGGUAAAGUAGACAAUUUUACCUUUUUCGGCUUCUUUCUGUGCUUCAAAAGAAGAAAGGCCGUUUUAGUUUUUAAAAUUUGGCCAUAAUACUUCUCGAUUUACUAGAAGAUGAUUCUGAAAGUGUCAACCAACACAACUUUCUAGGCUCUGAGAAAUAAGUGCUCAAAGCUCAAAAAUGGCCUAUUUUUACGCAUUUUGAGGUUCCCUCUGACUUUGAGGUUUCCUUUCUCAAAAAUUAGAAUUUUGUCAAGGUCCAGACUUUCAGGAUAUUUUUCUAGCCUUCUUUGUGAAUUUUAAAUAGAUUCCCAGUUCAAAAUCAUGAUAAAAGGUAGAAUUUAUUCUCCAUAUAAAAUUUUCAGAUUUUCAAAAUCUUGUUAUGUUAGUUUCGAUGAUUCCAAUUUUCAUGAUUUUUUUUCCGAGUUCAAUUCAAGUUUGAAAUAGAUAAGUGAAGAAAAACUGAAUUCCCCUGAUUAUUUUUCAGUCCCUGGAGGUUGUUCGAACAAUUAUUGACCGAAUCGCCUACCUCACCAGCAUCGGCAUCGAUAUUGUCCAUUCGGUUCGUGUUUUAUCUGAAACAGAAAUGAAUGAUAAUAAAAUUAAGAAUAUUUUCUUGAAUGAUAGGACCUUAUUGGUUUCGAGAUCGUUAACAAUAAAAAUUGAAAACCAUUUGAUUUUAAUGAAGGAUAGAAACAGUAAAUGUUUCGAUUUGCUUGAUUCAGGACGAGUUGUGCGACCUUUUGUACCAUUUCAAGUACGUUUUCGUCGGCGACUACCUGCGGAACAAUGCCGAAGCCACUUUUGCCGGGUAUUUAUAUCGAUUUUGAGUCCCUUUUCAACUAUAUUCUUCAGGUUUCCGAAGAAAAUGCGCGAUAGAUUGAGAUUCUACGCAACGCAAUCGGAUAGGAAAACCGAUGAGAAAAAAAUGGUUGGUUUGGGAAUAAAAAAAGUCUUUUUUUGCAUACUUUUCGAAAGAAAAUCGUCAUUCUUUCAAAAAAAUUUUUAUUUUUUUAUUUUUCAAAGUGUUUAAUUGAAUUUAAAAAAAGAAGUUUUAUACUAUUUUUUUCAAUUUUUUUAAUAUUUUGCAUAACUUUCUGUAGCUCCCAGUUUUUUUCAAUUCAUUGUGUCUUUAUCAGAUUUAUUGAGAAAACAAAUCCCUAAUUUUUAGAGACAGAUGUGCGAAAAAGAAUAGAUUUCACAGUAGAAAAAGAAAUUCUGAGAAGAAAAGAAUGGUUUUUUUUCGAAUUUUUCACGAUAUUACAAAAAAAAGUUGUUUUUUUAAGAAAAGGAUUCUAAAAUCAUGUAAAGAACAAACUUUGAAAAAUCCUAUUUUUUAAAAUGUUUUCCCUACACUUCAAUUUUCAGGAAGUUCUCAUCCAUCAGUGUCUCACCAAUCAUCGUUUUCUUAAUAGUUUUCAUUUUUCCUGUUCAAUUUCUCAUUAACUUAUUAAAAAUUUCUAUGAAGAAUAGCCAAUUAACGUUUCCAAUUACGUGUACCUUCCAAAUAGCAUCUCAUUCUUUGUUUGUACAUAUCUGUCAUUUUUGUUACACCUUGAUCAUUUCAUUAAAUUUUGAAUUUUUUGUAAUCCGAUUUUUUUUUCUGUUUUAGGCGUUUCAAUGACGCUGAUGAUACUUUUAUGAAAUUUUUUUUUUCCGAUUUUCAUUUUUUAAAUAAUUAGGUACGAUGAUUGAUGGGUGAGGGGCCGGAAACGUGGAAAAGACGGUUGGCUGAGCUCUACGCUUGUUCGUGGUUCGUUUUUCUUUCAAAUCGGGGAAUCAGUUCAAAAAAAGGUUUUUGAAAAACGAGCUGUUUUACAUAUGGCUCGAAGAUCUUUUUUUUGUUUCAAAACGUUUUUCUUUUUAAAAAAAAAUCUUGCUUUUGAAAUUUUAUAGGGACUUGAAAACUUCCCCGCUCGAAAAGGUAAUUUCUCGACUUUUGAAAAGAUUUUGAUCCAUAAAACUACAAGCCUGUGCAUUUCGAGAUUUUGAGAAUCUAACAAAAAAUUUUUUUUGAUCUAGUGUGAAAAUUUUAUGAUGCUCACGAUCAAACUUUUUUUUAAUUUAACCGUCUUUUUUUCGAGUUUCGAACACUUUUACUAUGAAGCUUCAAGUGAAAUUAUUUUUUUUUUCAAAAAUUCAAAGUCCCAUUUUUUUUUUUCGAGGCAGCACAUAAAUAUGGAAUUUAUUUAGGUACUGGGGAGAUAUUUCGUGGAAAUGGGCCGAAAAGCUUCUUCUUCUCUGCCCCGAGGGCUAUUUUUUGGUUCGCGACAGUCGCAGCGAUAGCCAUCUUUUCACUGUCAGCUAUCAUUUGGAUGGUCGGUUUUGUUUCAAGUAUAAUCUCUAUCAGUUUCUUCCCAUAUUUUCAGGCAAAGUUUACCAUUCGCGUGUCUCGACGUUCGGGACACUGGCUCAUUUGGGCGAUCGCCGGCCUCUGCAUUGCAGCGAGAGUGUCGUCGAACUCAUUCAGCACGUCGUCGAGGUGAGAAGUACGAUAAAAAAGACAAAACGGUAGUUUCCACAAGGUUCCGUGUGCAACAGGGACAAAGAAUUAAUGGGAAAGAAAGCUUUUGAAGUGUUUCACGUGUUUGUGGAGAGAAAAGUAGUGGGUGAAGAGAAUCUAUCAAAAAAAAUAAUGGAUAACAAGAAAAAAAUUAGAAAAAAAUCACUGAAAUCGAAAGUGGACAAGGCUUUCGAGAAGUUAGAAACUCGCUUUAUGAAUCUGAUCGAUUCCGCUGUUGGCCGCUGGGUUCACUCAUCUUUUUUCACUGUUUUCUGACAUGUCAUAAUGCAAUUUUUUCUUCAAAAUGUGAACAUUCACGAAGUUUCAAAAAGCGUUGAACCAAAUGUAACCGAUUUAUUUAUCUUUUAGGAAUCUUUUAACUAGUUCAUUGAUAAUGAAUAAUAAUAAUAAUAAUGGGUUUAUUCACUGCGUACGGUAAAAAAGAAAAUAUAGACUGUAAUCCGGGCUAGACAGGAGUGAAAGCAAAAAAACGUUCGAACGUUGAAAAUCUACUCUAGAACUUUCAAUUCAUUUGAUGAGCGAAUAACGAAACAAAUAAUAAUACGCCUGUGUCUGUACAAUUUCUUUUAAUCUUCGUUAUUUCAACUUGCGCAAUUUUUCAACCGUUCCUGAGAAAGAUUUGUUUUCAGCAGUCGCAACGCGGCGAGCACGACAUGCUGAUGCACCGACGAGGAGCCGAAGCCGAAGCCUCGAAGAUGCAGCUGAGCCGACCUCUCGGCCGCCUCGAGCUUCUCCCCUCGCUACAGUACCUCUGUCGUCUCAAGAUCCGACAGAAGUGUCCUCCCGCGGCCAUUUCCAGCCUCCGACUGCCGCCCAACCUCCUCGCCUACGUCACCCACACCAAAUACCUCAUUCCUGACCUUGAAGCCUCCGAGCAAGUCUUGAAGAUUCGAGCUGAAAACGGCCUCUGGCCAGUCUCAUGA
This is a messenger RNA of Caenorhabditis auriculariae, 8011 nucleotides long. The record is from the annotation of a GenBank genome assembly. Lineage: Eukaryota; Metazoa; Nematoda; Chromadorea; Rhabditida; Rhabditidae.